This is a messenger RNA of Sporothrix brasiliensis 5110, 3039 nucleotides long. RefSeq lists its product as uncharacterized. The transcript is spliced from 3 exons. Gene Ontology annotation, biological process: regulation of DNA-templated transcription. Gene Ontology annotation, molecular function: DNA-binding transcription factor activity, RNA polymerase II-specific; zinc ion binding. The record is from RefSeq and is a predicted model, not a curated record. NCBI's taxonomy places the organism in Eukaryota, Fungi, Ascomycota, Sordariomycetes, Ophiostomatales, Ophiostomataceae. The coding region runs from base 1 to 3039 and encodes 1012 amino acids.
AUGGGCCGCAAGCCGAAUCCCAUUAUCCUGCAGUUCUUCGAGCGCGGCCCACGGCUGGCCGACAACAGCAACCGCUAUCCGCACCGGUGCAAAGCAUGCGGCGAGUCGUUCCCCAAGGGCCGCGCCGAGUCGCUGAUGACACACAUCUCCAAAAAGUGCCCGGCCAUCAGCGAAGCCGACCGGAUUAAUGCGUGUCUCUCGCUCAACGGCCUGAGCCACCACAUUGCGGCGGCGGCGGCGGCAUCGGCGAGUGCGGGUGGCGGCGCGGGAGGCGGCGGCCAGGGGGGGCCUGCAGCAGCAAGCCCACGCCUGGCCGCGGCCAACGGCGGACCGAGCCAGACACACGCCCACCACCACCACCUGCUGGCCGCAAGCAACAACGGCAACGGCACGAACAAUGCGGCGGCGGCAGCGGCAGCGGCGGCGGCCGUUGCAGCGGCUGCGGCGGCCGUGUCGUCCUCGCCCUCCACGUCGGCUGUGGACGCCGCCGCCAUCCAGCGCGACUGGACGGCUCUCGAGACGCUGGCCGAGGUGUCGCGCCAGAUCGACCUGAGCGAGAAGCACGACGACCGCGCGCCCGGCGGCGAGGGUGACGCGACAAACGGGGCGAAUGCGAACGCGACAGCAGGCAAGAAGAACGGCGACGCGGCCGGUGCCUCGUCUUCGUCGGUGAACCACUUCGACCCCUCUGACCUUCUUCGAUCCGACCCGAACACCAUGGAGGAGGACACGGACGCAGACCAGAAGCUGACUCCGGAGCAGUUGCAACAGCAGCAACAGCAGCAGCAGCAGGCCGAGGUGGAGAAGAUGCUCAGUGCGGCCGCCGACCAGGACGGCAUCACGUUUGACCAGAUCAAGCGUCUUGAAGAGGCCAACCUGUCUAUGGCGGCGGCGGCCGCCUCUGCGCAGCUGAACCCUUCCUUGCUCGACCCUCAACUGCGCGCAGAAGAGCCCGUCGCCGCGACAGCGGCAGCUGCCGUGGCAGCUGCUGCGGCCGCCGCGGCCACGGCCUCGAACAACGCCGGCACGCCGCAGUCGGACAUGGCAGCCGCCAGUGCGGGCGUUGAAAAGCUCGGCGUUGACAGCGCCGUGGCCACUGGUGCGACGACGCCGGUGGAUGCCACCCCCAACAACAUGGCCGAGACGGCCGUCAUGACACCCGACGGUGUCGACGGCGAUGAGCCCAUGCCCGACGCGCUUCUCACAGCCACGACGGGUGGUGGUGGCGCCGCCAGCGUGGCCGCAAGCCAGCCCUGGGGCGAGAUCACGUACCUGGCCGAGAACGUCGUGCUGCCCGUCUUUCCAUCGUCGGCGGCGGACGCCCACCACCACCACCACCUGCUGCCCGCCAGCCCCGGCGACCCCAAUCGCAUCAGCUUCAACAUGAACAACCCAAACGAGGUUGGCCGACCCAGGCAGGGCCGUGCCCGCUUUAACACGACGCGCCGCAAGGAGGUCCAGGAGGUUCGCCGCAUCGGCGCCUGCAUACGCUGCCGCAUCCUGCGCAAGACCUGCUCCAAGGGCAGCCCCUGCGACCAGUGCCGCAAGGUCCUCUCGCCGCGCGUCUGGCGCUCUGGCUGUGUGCGCACCAAGUUCACCGAGCAGCUCGACAUAUUCUGUGCGGGCGUGCAGGUUGUUCUGGCGCAGCACCGCGCCAACCAGCUGCGCGAGACGGUCGACGUCGUCAACAAAGGCCUCAUGAUUGAGGCCACGCACUUCCCCGACAACCCAGCCGUCUCCGUCACCCUCGAGGUGUUUCAGAGCAACGGUCCCAAGGACCCGAGCGCGGUCGACAACGCUGCUGCCGCUGCUGCUGCUGCUGCCGCUGCCGCAUCGUCUACGACUAGCGCUGCUGAUGUCGCUGCGGCUGCUGCGGCGGCUGCGGCGGCCGUGUCUGCUGCUGCUGCUGUAUCUGCUGCCGCCGCUGCCGCGGGCGAUGUCACCCCUGCAGAUGGUGCUGAAGCGACCGCACCCGAGCCUGGCAGCAAUGAGGGGGGCGCUGCUACAGCCUCGGAUGAGACGACGGCUGACAAUUCGGCUGCAGCCGCCACCGAUGGCGACACAGAGCCUGCCAAGGAGCCCGCAGUCGAGGCGGCGCCGGCGCCAGCGCCAGCGCCAGCACCACCCACCAUUGCGCCACUGCACCUCUGGGAGAAAGACGAGAUCGUCAUGGUCGACACCGCCAAGGACGACGUCCCGCUGAAGAUGGAGUACUACAUGCGCAACAUGCUGCCCGAGUUCAUCCAGCGCGAGCCCUCGCUCUUUGUCCGCACCUUGCUGGAGACUGCCACCGCCCUGGCCCAGGAGACGAACAGCGUGCUCUUGAAAAAGGCCAUUGAGCUGUGGGGCCUCGUCGAGAUCUUGGACCGUGAGCGCCAGUGGCAGAUCCGCGUCAAGCCGAUGCCCGGAAACAACGGCAAAGCCAAGGAAACGGGCGCAUCAAACGACCCGGCCGACGGCAAAGACGGCAGCAACGAAACCGGAAAAGUCGAGGAGCCGCGCCAGAUCCGCGCCGACACCGACCAGGAGACGUAUACGACGCUCUGCCUGCAGCUGACUGCUGGGGCCGAGCGCAAGGCGGCAGCUAUUAGCAACAGCCUGCUGACCACGAUGCAGCGUCUGCUGCAGGACAGCAAGACCAAGAUUGACUUUACCAUGUACUUCACGACGCUGAUCCUGCUCAACUGCGUCGAAAAGUCCACCUGGGGCUUCAAGGCCUGGGACCAGGAGACGCUGCGCGAGAUGUGGCCGCUCGAGCGCACGCCGCACGAUUUUGCCCAGCAGGGCUACGUCAUUGCCGACCUGCUGCGCAUGCUCCUGAGCAUCCGCAAGGCCCUGCCGCGCACCUUUUGUCGUGCCAACGACGGCAUGCUGGUCACGGAGGAGACCGACCCGGUCGUCCGUACCUUUUUCGAAACCAUCAAGCUGAACUACGACGAGGUUGUGGCCAAGCACGAUCACCCCGUCUUCUCGCCGACUGACUCGCGGUCGUUUGAGCUGCUCUUCUGCUCGUCCCUGCUGGUCACCCUGCGGGACUAA